Molecule: messenger RNA, 709 nt
Organism: Pterocles gutturalis (yellow-throated sandgrouse)
Lineage: Eukaryota; Metazoa; Chordata; Aves; Pterocliformes; Pteroclidae
Exons: 2
Source: RefSeq, a predicted model, not a curated record
GUUGAAGAUUCAGAGGCAUAUCAUGGUGUAACUGCAGUGUGUGGCUUGCUUGCAGUGGUUGUAGUAUCUCACCUACCCAGAGAUGCUGCCAUUGAAUGGCAUGUUGUUGCAGUAGUUGAUGAUCCACUCCAAAGAAAACAUUUUGCAAUGAAGACGUUGUCAGAGGGCUUCCAAAUUGAGUGUGAAUCUGUGGAGUCUAGUUCUGCAUCUUGUGCAUCAAUCUCCGUACGUCUGAGCUUGGUUUCACCGUCUGCUUCUCAGCUUGAUUUAGAUGGACCUCUUCAUGACUUGGUUGCUGUGUUUAGACAAGCUGUUGAGAAACUGUCAGACGACUGCAGUGCAAGUCCUUUGUCUCUUAGAGCUUUCUUCAAGGAGGAUGUCUUUGAUGCUGAAACAUUACGAACAGGACUGCAAGAAUACCUGGAAAAAUAUUUGGUCAAGAAGACCCCAGCUUUGAUUUUAGUACCUGUGGUGGAUUUACCUGGCAAGGAAGUUAUUCACGUAGCAUGCUGGCUAAGCUAGAAGUUCAAAAGAGAUGAGUUGAUAUCAAAACACACAUUCCACCUAGAAACGAACAAAAAAAUGAAUGUUUUGGAUACUUUCAUUAAGCAAUAUUGUUUGAUUUAAGCAAAGUCAUACUUAACUUGUUAUUGAUGCCUCAUGAUAUGUGACAGAUUCAGCUUUGUAUGAACAAUAAAGGCUUCUUUUC